CUUGGUUUGAUACCCGUUAACCCCAAGAUUUUUAUUUUCUAAUCUUUGGAAAAAAAUGUGCAACCAACUUUGAAGAAGAUUAAUAAUAAGGUUGAUUUAUAUGAUUAUGAUAUACUAUGUUUGAAUGUCUCAAUUGUUGAACAACAAGACAAUGGGUUUGUUUGAGCUAAAAUCAAACAGAAAACCACUUUCUCUCUCUUUGUCAUGACAUUUCUCUUCCUCCUCUUCUCUUCCCUUCCUAAGGAAAGAAUACUCGAUAGGGUUAUUAUUUCUUCAUAUUCUCCUACUCCUCCUAUUUGGGUUCCCUGAAUAUUCAAGUUGCAAUAUGGGGUAUCUCAAUUCAGGUGUGUCCUCUUCAAGCCAAGUUCAUGCUGCAGAUGAUGCACCUGCCAGUGGAGGUGGUCUCAGUCAUAAUGGCAAAUUCAGUUAUGGAUAUGCUAGCUGCGCCGGAAAGAGGUCUUCAAUGGAAGACUUUUAUGAAACAAGAGUUGAUGGUGUGGAUGGUGAAAUCGUUGGCCUUUUCGGAGUUUUUGAUGGUCAUGGUGGUGUUCGUGCUGCUGAGUAUGUCAAGAAAAACCUGUUUAGUAAUUUGAUCAGUCAUCCAAAAUUCAUAUCCGACACUAAAUCUGCGAUAGCUGAUGCGUACAACCAUACCGACUCAGAAUUUCUGAAAUCCGAAAAUACUCAUAACAGAGAUGCUGGCUCAACUGCUUCUACUGCAAUUCUAGUUGGUGACCGUUUGCUUGUUGCAAAUGUUGGGGACUCCAGAGCUGUUAUAUGCAGGGGUGGUAAUGCCAUUGCUGUUUCUCGAGAUCACAAGCCAGACCAAACUGAUGAGAGACAAAGGAUUGAAGAUGCAGGGGGCUUUGUUAUGUGGGCUGGAACUUGGAGAGUUGGUGGUGUUCUCGCCGUUUCUCGUGCAUUUGGAGAUAGGCUCCUGAAGCAGUAUGUUGUUGCUGAUCCAGAAAUCAAGGAAGAAAAGGUCGACAGCUCGCUCGAGUUUCUUAUAUUGGCAAGUGAUGGCCUAUGGGAUGUUGUCUCAAAUGAGGAAGCUGUGGCUAUGGUGAAACCAAUAGAGGAUGCAGAGGAGGCAGCAAAGAAAUUGUUGAAAGAAGCAAUUCAGAGAGGAAGUGCUGACAAUAUCACUUGUGUUGUUGUUCGUUUCUUGAUGGACCAAGGUGGUGCUUCUGCCUCUUCUAAUGAUACCACCACCUCUGCCAAUUCUGUUACCCCGUCUCUGUAAGCUCCCUCUCUAUAUAUAUGUCACCCUGUAUCAGUGUACCAUGCAAGAAUAGGAAACAGCUUCAAAUUCCUUAUGCUUCUCUCUGUCUCACAGUCUCUCUUACUAUAUGUAGCUAGUUUAAAGAAAAGUGUGACCAUGGAAUGUAGUGCUAAUUUCAAUUUAUGCAUGUAAUGUAACCAUGGUUCUUUUAGUCCAUUUAUUUUCUUAGUGUUAGCCAUGGCUUGUUACAAAAAUGUAAUAUUAUAUUAUAUGGGAAAAACGGAUCUUUUCAUCUUU
Arachis duranensis is the source of this 1519-nucleotide messenger RNA. RefSeq names its product probable protein phosphatase 2C 59. The record is from RefSeq and is a predicted model, not a curated record. The coding region runs from base 326 to 1243 and encodes 305 amino acids. Gene Ontology annotation, biological process: protein dephosphorylation. The transcript has 9 exons. Gene Ontology annotation, molecular function: cation binding; protein serine/threonine phosphatase activity. Lineage: Eukaryota; Viridiplantae; Streptophyta; Magnoliopsida; Fabales; Fabaceae. Gene Ontology annotation, cellular component: cytosol; nucleus.